CGGGGCGGGGCUUGACGUACGCGUGUGGAGCGUGGGUUCGCGUACUGCCGCGGGUCCCGUGCGCCCGUGGAGCGCGGUUCCGGGAGAACCGACAAGCUGCGGAAGCCGAGGGUUGCCGCACGCCCGCCUUGGCUCCGUGCCUGCGCGCGCCGGAGAGCGGGCCGAGCCCGCCAUGGCUCACCGCUGCCUGCUGCUGUGGGGCAGGGGCGGCUGCCGUCGCGGCCUCCCUCCGCUGCUCUUGCCCAGCGGCUGCCUGGGUCCGGGGCGGCGGCCCUUCCUCCGCACGCUCUACCAAUAUGCUACAGUGCAGACAACAACCAGAAACUCUCUUCUGAGGGAUGUAAUUGCUGCUUAUCAAAGGUUCUGUUCCCGACCUCCCAAAGGAUUUGAAAAAUACUUUCCUAAUGGAAAAAAUGGAAAAAAGGCUACCGAACCUAAGGAAGCUGCUGGAGAAAAAAAAGACUCACAACCAGCGGCUCCCAAGUCUUCCGGAGGUGCAGGUGAUGGGGGAGGGAAACGCCGUGGCAAGAAAGAAGAUUCUCAAUGGUGGUCCAGGUUCCAGAAGGGUGACCUUCCAUGGGAUGACAAGAAUUUCAGGAUGUACUUUUUCUGGACUGCUUUCUUUUGGGGUGGAAUCAUGAUUUACUUCCUGUUCAGGAGUUCUGGGAGAGAAAUCACAUGGAAGGACUUUGUCAAUAACUACCUUUCUAAAGGCGUGGUGGACAGACUAGAAGUUGUCAACAAGCGAUUUGUUCGUGUGACCUUCACACCAGGAAAAACUCCGGUUGAUGGGACAUUUGUCUGGUUUAACAUUGGCAGUGUAGACACCUUUGAGCGGAACCUGGAGACUUUGCAGCAAGAAUUGGGCAUAGAAGGGGAGAACCGGGUACCUGUGGUCUAUAUUACUGAAAGUGAUGGUUCCUUCCUGCUGAGCAUGUUGCCCACGGUGCUCAUUAUCGCUUUUCUACUCUACACCAUAAGAAGAGGGCCUGCUGGCAUUGGUCGGACUGGCCGAGGAAUGGGUGGACUCUUCAGUGUUGGGGAAACCACGGCAAAGGUCUUAAAGGAUGAGAUAGAUGUGAAGUUCAAAGAUGUGGCUGGCUGUGAGGAGGCCAAGCUAGAGAUAAUGGAAUUUGUGAAUUUCCUGAAAAACCCAAAGCAGUAUCAAGAUUUAGGAGCAAAAAUCCCAAAGGGUGCCAUUCUCACCGGCCCUCCAGGUACUGGUAAGACGCUGCUAGCUAAGGCCACAGCUGGAGAAGCCAAUGUUCCCUUCAUCACUGUCAGCGGAUCUGAAUUUCUGGAGAUGUUUGUGGGUGUUGGUCCAGCCAGGGUCCGAGAUUUAUUUGCCCUUGCGCGGAAGAAUGCCCCUUGCAUUCUCUUCAUUGAUGAGAUCGAUGCUGUGGGAAGGAAGAGAGGUCGAGGCAACUUCGGAGGGCAGAGUGAGCAGGAGAACACGCUCAACCAGCUGCUUGUGGAGAUGGACGGCUUCAACACAACCACCAAUGUGGUCAUCUUGGCAGGCACAAAUCGGCCAGACAUCCUGGAUCCAGCUCUUUUGAGGCCAGGCCGUUUUGACAGGCAGAUCUUUAUUGGACCCCCAGACAUAAAAGGACGAGCCUCAAUCUUCAAAGUUCACCUUCGGCCAUUGAAACUAGACAGUGCCUUGGAAAAGGAGAAAUUGGCUAGAAAACUGGCAUCCUUAACCCCAGGGUUUUCAGGAGCUGAUGUUGCCAAUGUCUGCAAUGAAGCUGCUUUGAUUGCUGCAAGACACCUUUCAGAUGCCAUUAACGAGAAGCAUUUUGAACAAGCGAUUGAGCGAGUGAUUGGUGGCUUGGAGAAAAAAACCCAAGUUCUGCAGCCCGAGGAGAAGAAGACCGUAGCUUACCACGAAGCAGGCCAUGCGGUCGCCGGCUGGUAUCUGGAGCAUGCAGACCCGCUCUUAAAGGUGUCCAUCAUUCCGCGUGGUAAGGGGCUGGGCUAUGCUCAGUACUUGCCGAAGGAGCAGUAUCUGUACACAAAGGAGCAGCUGCUGGACAGGAUGUGCAUGACUCUGGGUGGCCGCGUCUCCGAAGAGAUCUUCUUUGGAAGAAUUACAACCGGAGCCCAGGAUGACUUGAGGAAGGUUACCCAGAGUGCCUAUGCCCAGAUUGUCCAGUUCGGCAUGAAUGAGAAGGUGGGGCAGAUCUCAUUUGACCUCCCACGCCAGGGGGACAUGGUAUUAGAGAAGCCUUACAGUGAAGCCACGGCGAGGAUGAUAGACGAUGAAGUGAGGAUACUCAUUAAUGAUGCCUAUAAAAGAACUGUGGCUCUUCUCACCGAGAAGAAGGCUGAUGUAGAGAAGGUUGCUCUUUUACUGUUAGAAAAGGAAGUAUUAGAUAAGAAUGAUAUGGUUGAACUUCUGGGCCCCAGACCAUUUACAGAAAAAUCCACGUAUGAAGAAUUUGUGGAAGGCACCGGCAGCUUGGACGAGGACACUUCGCUCCCUGAGGGCCUUCAAGAUUGGAACAAAGAGCGGGAGGAGAAAGAGAAAGAGGAGCCCCUGAGUGAGAAGAUCGUCAGCUAGGCUCAGGGCUGGCCCUUACCUUGUCCUCCCAGGGCUUCAGCUUUCAGUUUCAGCAGCAGCAGCCCCAGUGCAAAGCCACCUGCUGACUGAGCCAGGCUGAGCAGAGGGCCUGCACUGCGCUUGCAGGAGUGCCAGCAACCCAGGCCUUUCAAGGGGACUCUCCUGCCCCUCAGCCUUGGCCUCACAAACAGUGGCCGGAACAGGAGAGAUGAUGACACCUGUCCUGUGGAAUCCUAUUCUGUGGUAGGAGAAUGUUUUCCCGUUACCUGCUCUCCAUUCUUCCUCCUUUGAUAUCUCUGCAGAAGUGCUGUAUAAAAUUCAGUUCGAGUCCUUUGAUUCAAGCAAAUAUUUUAAAAUUUGAAUUCAGAUCACUUAUUGCUGUUUCAAUAGAAUGGUUUUCUAUAGAGAACUAACAUAUUUAAAAACCUGAAUGUAUUGUGUAAAUAUGGAUUCUUUACAUCGGAAAUAAAAGGUGGACAUUGUACUUUU
Alexandromys fortis (reed vole) is the source of this 3052-nucleotide messenger RNA. It is a transcript of the gene Afg3l2, whose product is annotated as AFG3 like matrix AAA peptidase subunit 2. The coding region runs from base 173 to 2563 and encodes 796 amino acids. Gene Ontology annotation, biological process: mitochondrial protein processing. Lineage: Eukaryota; Metazoa; Chordata; Mammalia; Rodentia; Cricetidae. Gene Ontology annotation, cellular component: membrane; m-AAA complex. Gene Ontology annotation, molecular function: zinc ion binding; ATP binding; metalloendopeptidase activity. The record is from RefSeq and is a predicted model, not a curated record. The transcript has 17 exons.